UGUGCCUGUUUGCUCGCUGCUCUUCGCCUGAUAAAGCACGACAGAGCUUCCAGAGGGACAGGAAGGAUGGACGGUACGGCUGCCCCUAUCACCAAAUCUGCAGCUGCCAAGUUAGUCAAGAGAAACUUCCUUGAGGCUCUAAAGUCAAAUGACUUCGGAAAAUUGAAGGCCAUUUUAAUCCAAAGACAGAUAGAUGUGGACACAGUUUUUGAAGUUGAAGAUGAGAAUAUGGUUUUGGCAUCUUAUAAACAAGGCUAUUGGUUGCCUAGUUACAAAUUAAAGUCUUCCUGGGCCACGGGCCUGCAUCUCUCUGUCUUGUUUGGUCACGUGGAAUGUCUUCUGGUGCUCCUGGACCACAAUGCUACAAUCAACUGUAGACCCAAUGGGAAAACCCCUCUUCACGUGGCUUGUGAAAUGGCCAACUUGGAUUGUGUUAAGAUCCUCUGUGAUCGUGGAGCAAAGCUCAACUGCUACUCCUUAAGUGGACACACAGCUUUACACUUUUGUACAACUCCAAGCUCCAUCCUCUGUGCCAAGCAGCUGGUUUGGAGAGGGGCGAACGUGAACAUGAAGACCAACAACCAGGAUGAGGAGACGCCCUUGCACACGGCUGCCCACUUCGGCCUCCCCGAGCUGGUGGCUUUCUACGUGGAGCACGGGGCCAUCGUGGACAGCGUGAAUGCCCACAUGGAGACCCCUCUGGCCAUCGCAACCUACUGGGCCCUCCGCUUCAAAGAGCAGGAGUACAGCCGGGAUCACCACCUCAUCUGCCGCAUGCUGCUGGACUACAAGGCGGAGGUCAACGCCCGGGAUGACGACUUCAAGUCUCCGCUCCACAAGGCAGCCUGGAACUGCGACCACGUCCUCAUGCACAUGAUGCUGGAAGCCGGCGCGGAAGCCAAUCUCAUGGACAUCAACGGCUGCGCCGCCAUCCAGUACGUGCUGAAGGUCACCUCUGUGCGGCCCUCCGCCCAGCCCGAGAUCUGCUACCAGCUGCUGUUGAACCACGGGGCUGCUCGGAUAUACCCUCCGCAGUUCCACAAGGUGAUACAAGCCUGCCAUUCAUAUCCCAAAGCAAUUGAAGUUGUUGUUAACGCCUAUGAGCACAUCAAGUGGAACGUGAAGUGGAAAAGAGCCAUCCCUGAAGAUGACUUGGAGAGGUACUGGGAUUUUUACCACUCUCUCUUCACUGUGUGCAGUAACUCUCCGAGGACUCUCAUGCAUUUAUCAAGAUGCGCCAUUCGAAGAACGUUACACAGCAGAUGUCACAGAGUAAUUCCUUUGCUUUCCCUCCCAUUGUCAUUGAAAAAGUACUUGCUUUUAGAGCCGGAGGGAAUCAUUUAUUAAGCCUUAUGAGGCAGAAGUUCCCAAUCCUAGAUCUUUAAGUGGACUCGCUGGGUAGACACAGUUUGCAUAAAUAAAAUGGUACUUGGGUUGAUUAUAACACUUCAGGGAUGUAGAAACACUUUGCAAACACUGUGUCAUUAAUCCUAGGGUACCAUGGUGAGGGGAAAUAAACAAGAGGUAAAGUGAAGGUAUUCUCAAAAAUAAGAGCAUAUUCAGAAGGUACUAACAUAACAAUAAUAAUGUUAUAUUUACUUCGUACCUGUUGUCAUUUUGUAAAAAUUUUCGUAUAUUAUCUCAUUUGAGAGGGGACCCAGGUUUUCUUACAACCAAUCUCAUUUUCUCUCCCUUAUCAGUGAUAAGUUUACAUUACCCUUCAGUUGCCAACAUGCAAGGCUUUGUGAUAGGCCUGUUAAUCUUUGUGUCCUCCACCCUCUCCCACAUAGCAGAAAUUACUGUUGCUUGUUUUGCCAACCCCUUUCCCCAUACCGAGCUCCUCCACUUACUUUCAGAGAAGAAAGCGUGAGCAUAGUCAAAACAAGGGGGUCUUAGAAGCAAAUGAGAAGUGAAAAACAGAGACCUAUCCACUUGAAAGUCAAAAUAAACAUGUUAACGCACUCUCGCUGAGCCAAAGACCGGAGAUGCAACGGUGAAUCCCAAGCAAGGACUCCAGCCCUCCAGGACGUCAUCAUUUAGCAGAGGAUCCAGACAUUUAAGCAGGGAACUGCCACUCAGGGGCAAGAGCACAGAUGCAGGUUCAUUCUCAGUGCUUGCCUUUCAAAGUCAUGUUUCUGAAAUGAAGUGUGGUUUUCUUUGAAGCCUGUUGAUCAAGAGAAGGGAUAGUGUGAAGUAGAGGGGAUCUCUAGCUGCUGUGAGUGUGAAUGUAAAAGGCCUCACUUCAGUUUCCUGGCACAUCUAGAUAUUUUUAUUUUAGUAUCAUUUGCUGCAUUGUACUGUCCCACGUUCCCUGGGGAAAAUAUUGCACACUUGAUGGCCCCCAUGUAUGUGACAAAGAAGUUUUAGAAAAUGUGUGCAAGGAAAUGUAUGAAAGGACUUAGGUUGGUUACCUCAGUCUUUUCAUGUAGGAGACUGGCAUUUCAGAGCAUUUUAACUAGAAGAUAAGGAGAAUUUUGCUGGUGAUGGCUGGGUGCAGAAAGCACGUAGAAACAUUUUGAAAAUAGUAGAAGUUUGAGAAACUUGGAAAGGCUAGUGUGUUAAUCAGGUUUGUUAACAGUUUGCAGAAAGAGAAAUGUAGAUGGUUAACCUUUGGACUUCAUGGUUUAUGAGGCCACUUUUCACUUCACAUAUUUGUUCUUGCUAGUCACUUUUAGAUAUGCUCAGUGACUUUCAGCAUUACGUUUUAGAGCUUAGAGCAGAAGUAAUUAAGCACAAAUAAAUCUACUUGCCAGUUGUGAGCAGGAUUCUUUCCCCAGGGAUAGGGUGUAUGUACAUGUGUGUGUUUCUCCAUCUUGUUGAAGUUUACAGGCUUGAGUGUUGAGUGGAGAUGAAGUCAAAUAUUCCACUAGCCUGCCAUCUAGACUGUGCUUCGCAUCUUGGGAUUUGCAUCCUCCUGGUGCUGUGUGGGAAAAAUAAUGUAGAUGCAAUAAUCUUUCUAAAGUAUCAGUUCCACUCAGAUAUUUUGGGAGGAAUAUUCUGUACAAAAAUGAGAUCUGUAUUAUGGAAUAGAAUACUGUAUAUGUGUGAACUAGUCAUAUAAAACAUGGCCCUUAAAAAAACAAACAGUUUACUUGCAGCAAGUGGUAUAGAACACAUUCUAGAAUAGCCAGGUGGAGGUGUUGCCCCCCGCUGCCCCCAGUUUCAGGAGUAUUCUGGAGAAAUAUUUGUGAUGCUGACUUGGGCGAUAAUGCUGAGGCUGAGGAUGAAAGGAGAGAGGAUGUUCCUUGCAUGGGGAAAUAACGUUUCUCAGGCUCCCUGCUGUGCUUAGACGGUCUGUGUUAAUCUAGUAUAUAAUACAGAACAACUUGUUUUGGAUGGUUUAUUUGUAGAUUUAAAGUUGUUUCUCCUCAUCUCUGAACCUUCAUUUAGAGGACUUAAAUAAAGCUCUUCUCUUUCCUUUCA
Molecule: messenger RNA, 3423 nt
Organism: Cervus elaphus (red deer)
Lineage: Eukaryota; Metazoa; Chordata; Mammalia; Artiodactyla; Cervidae
Gene: ASB4
Product: ankyrin repeat and SOCS box containing 4
Exons: 5
Coding region: 67-1347 (426 amino acids)
Biological process (GO): intracellular signal transduction
Molecular function (GO): protein binding
Source: RefSeq, a predicted model, not a curated record